Drosophila innubila is the source of this 1780-nucleotide messenger RNA. RefSeq names its product G-protein coupled receptor Mth-like. The transcript is spliced from 10 exons. NCBI's taxonomy places the organism in Eukaryota, Metazoa, Arthropoda, Insecta, Diptera, Drosophilidae. Gene Ontology annotation, biological process: G protein-coupled receptor signaling pathway; cell surface receptor signaling pathway. The record is from RefSeq and is a predicted model, not a curated record. Gene Ontology annotation, molecular function: G protein-coupled receptor activity. Gene Ontology annotation, cellular component: membrane. Bases 81 to 1640 code for a protein of 519 amino acids.
AAGAAAUAAAAUAAAAGUUAUGCAAAACUUAAUUUAGUUAAGAAAUUUAUAAUCAUACCAUCAAAAUUUAAAGAUAAAACAUGUUGAUGCUCUAUCUUCUGCUCACUAUAAGCAGCACAACAGCCGAAAUUCCCGGAUGCGAUUACUUUGACACUGUGAAAUUGACGGAGAGUAAAAAGCUUCCAAAUGGUUCUUAUCUUUAUGAGAAAAUAAUAAUUCCUCCAGAGCAAACUGGUGAAUAUGAUUACGAGAUUCUGGUGGAUGGAGAGAAGGUGGAUGUGCCAAAGCAUCUGAGAGGAUGUGCCUGUAAACUGGGCAACUGUAUAAGAUUCUGUUGUCAAAGGAACCUUAUGCUUGUUGCGGAGGAACGCAAGUGUAGUGGUGAUAUUAAUAAAAUAUUGAAUUUGGAUCCAUUCGUGGAGCUAACCCUGACCAAUGGCAGUCAGGUGAGGAUGCAUUUACUGGAUGAGUUGAUAAUACAAGAGGAUCUGCCAGUGCCCUGUUCAGGACACUUUUACCUUGAUGCCAAUCAAUACGAGAGCCAUGGAUGGACAUUGUUUGAGGAUGGAACUAUGCUUCGAGAAUUUGAUAACAAGACGUUGUCCAAGCAAGAAUAUUGUCUACAGGCUCAUCCGAUUAAAAGUUCUGGCAACGUCACGCUAGUGCCGCAUUUCUGUGAAGAUCCCCCUGAAAAUCCAUGGCCAACCACUAUAUUGUUAAUUCUAACUAUUAUUUGCCUUGUUCUAACGGUUAUCGUAUACCUGUCGCUUCCAAAAUUGCGGAACCUUCAUGGGAUUUGUUUCGUAUGCUACUUGCUCUGUUUACUGGUGGGCUAUACGUUGCUUCUUUCCGACAAAUGGAAGUGGAUUUCUUCCAAAAGGGCCUGCCAAGCAAAUGGUUACGUCGGUUAUUUCGCCGUAAUGUCGGGAUUUCUCUGGCUUACUGUCAUCAGUUAUGAUCUUUGGAGCAGUUUUCGUAGCAAAAUUAACAAUUUUCAACAAUAUACACCAAAAUAUAGGUUCGUGAUUUAUAGCGUUUAUGUUUGGGGAAUAGCUGCCGGUUUAACCAUAAUUGUGAUUAUUAUGGACCAUAUUUUGGAAGCAGAAAAUGAAGAUCAUUUACCUUGGGUACCUGGAGUGGCACUCUAUAACUGUUGGAUCAAAACCGAUGACUGGUCUGCCAUGAUCUAUUUCUAUGGGCCAAUGUCGCUUCAGAUCAUUUUCAAUCUGAUAAUGUUCGUUUUGACGGCCGUAUGUAUACUGAAAGUUAUGGAAGAGUUUCAGACUAUUGUGGCACGACAGGAACGUCAGCAAAGACUCAAGUCUGAUAAGAAAACUUAUAGUUUGUUUGUACGUCUCUUUGUCAUCAUGGGUGUAACAUGGACCUUUGAAAUCUUCUCGUAUCUGUCCCAAAGCAAUGCAAUUCUGGAAAAGAUAUUUAUAUUCUUCGAUUACAUCAACCUUGCCCAGGGGGUUAUCAUAUUCAUUAUGUUCGUGCUCAAACGCAGUGUUUUUAAACUAAUCUCAGAUCGUGUAAUGGGUAUAGAGCCAACAUCUGAUGAUGAAGAUGAAGAGAUUGUACUACAAGAAAGGGAAGGAUAUUUUACGAGAAGAGACUUCGUUCCAAGUAUUUUAAAUUAGCUUCCAUCAUAGGCGACAGGGUUCCCAAAAUACUGCAAUGAGUUCAAAGAGUUCGUAUUUAAGAUCUUGUUCUACGAAAAUUUCUUCCAAGAGGAUACCGGACGGUAGUGUAGUUUAUUUUAUGAAGAAAACUUAGGCCU